AUGGGGUCCCCAGCUGAUUCUCUCCCCCUGGUUGUGUUGCAGGAGAACCCGUACAUGUGCAGUGACGAGUGUGACGCCUCCAACCCCGACCUGGCCCACCCGCCCCAGCUCAUGCAGGACCAGCAGCGCACAGGGCUACUCACCUACUGGCAGACGGUCACCUGGAGCCGCUACCCGGAGCCCCUGCUGGCCAACAUCUCCAUGUCCUGGAACAAGAGCUUGGAGCUCAGCGGCGACAUACAGAUCACCUUCGAGUACGGCCGGCCCACCAUCAUGGUGCUGGAGAAGUCGAUGGACUACGGCCGCAGCUGGCAGCCCUUCCAGUACUACGCCGACGACUGCCUGGACGCCUUCAACCUGCCAGCCAAGCAGGUGCGCGACCUGUCGGCCGCCAACAUCACACGGGUCCUCUGCACCGAGCAGUACUCCCGUUGGGUGGGCUCCAAGAGCGAGAAGAACGUCACGUUUGAGGUGCGCUCGCGCUUCGCCGUGUUCGCGGGGGUGCGGCUGCAGAACAUGGACAACCUUUACACACGCAUGGAGAGCAUGAAGGGACUGAGGGACUUUUUCACCUUCACCAACCUGAGGCUGAGGCUGCUGAGGCCCGCCCUGGGGGGCACCUAUGUCCAGCGGGAAAACCUCCUCAAGUACUUCUACGCCAUCUCCAACAUCGAGGUACCAGCAAGGUGUAAGUGCAACCUCCACGCCUCCCAGUGCCUGCUCCAGGACGGUAACCUCCAGUGCAUGUGUGAGCACAACACCACGGGCGCCGACUGCCAGCGCUGCAAAAAGGGCUCCAAGUCCAAGUCCUGGAAGGCUGGCUCCUACCUGCCGGCGCCCAACGGAUCCCCCAACACCUGUGCUAUUGCUGGUUCCCCAUCCGGUUCCAACUGUGAGUGCUACGGCCAUUCCAACCGCUGCAGCUACAUCGAGUACCUGGACAUCGUGACCUGCGUCAGCUGCAAGCACAACACCCGCGGACAGAACUGCCAGUACUGUCGCCUGGGAUACUUCCGCAACGCCUCGGCCGAGCUGGACGACGAGGGUGUCUGCGCGGAGUGUAACUGUAACCAGCUGGGCUCGGUCCACGACCGCUGUAACGCCACCGGGUACUGCCAGUGCAGAGAGGGGGCCACCGGGCCCAGGUGUGACGACUGCAACCCCGGCUACUACUGGAAACAGGGCUGCUACCCCGACAUGUGUGACGAGGAGCUGCUGCUGUGCCAGAACGGGGGCAGCUGCUACGAGGGCCAGAGGUGCGUCUGCCCGCCCGGGUUCAAGGGGGUGCUGUGCCAGCAGUCGCGCUGUGAGGACGGCCAGGACUGCAGCGCCGCCCCCCCGGCCCGGACCCCCGCCCCCCUGCUGCUAAGCGGCCUGCUGCUCCUCCUCCUGGCCUCCUCGACGUCCCCCUGAACGGCCCCGCCCGACCCCACCCUCAGAUAUAACCACGGACCGCGCUGAGGGCGUGUUGCGUCUGCACGUGAGGCGAGCGAGGGGGGGGGGCUGAGGAGUGACCCGGGGGGGGGGGGGGGGGGGGGUCGGACCCCGCCGAGGACGGCAGCAUGGUGCGGCGUGUGCAUAUGUACAUGCAGCACCGCGAGCUCACGCACACACACACACACACGUAUACACAACAGACCCACAACACACGCUCAUAUAUGCAUAUUAAGGAACUCGCAAAGACAGAACUGAAACAUGACACACACACGUUUACAUACGAACACGCACACGCAUACGGUACAAUCACACCCACUGGACUGUUACUGUUACCGGGCCUUUUUCUCAGGUGUGGGUGUAAUAGAAGACACACACACAAAGGGACACACAAAGAGAGGUGGGGGGCCAGCUCAGGGUGGGAUGGGGUGGGCACGGUGGAGAGGAAGGAGCAUCAUAACGAACCGACCACUGUCUCUUCCCCUUUAUCCAGAGCUGGAGCAACACGCGUCAUACCAAAAAGUGUCAAACUAAAGAGGAUCUAACACUAAGCCAAGCCACUCACCGACUCACUUCAGGAGAAGAACCAGGGGGGGGGGGGACUGCUGGUGUACACACACAAUGACUUUUGUUUUGCUCUUGAUUUUCAUGAUUGAGUAGAGAGAACGGGGCCUCUCUGAGACUGCUGGGGGCCUGCAGUGAGUGCUGGGGGCCGAGUGGGAGUGAGGAGGAGGGCCGAGGGGCUGUUUGUCUGUAUGCUGCUGAGGCCUAAGUAGAGUAUUAACUAGGUUUCAUUUUAAACAACAAAUUGGACUUGAUUUCACGUUUUCUUCUAUUUCUGCUGCAUUUGAUUUCUUCUGUUUCUCAUGUCAUUGUAUUUAAUGUGCCCACUGACAGUCGCUGAGAUUAUACAUAUAUUAAUAUAACAUCCUGACCAUUAUGAAUAAUACAAAUUUAGCCACUAUUAUGGUUGUGAUAGGAAUGAGUGAUUGUUGCCACACUUAGCGAGAUUUUAUCUUGACACAGUAUUCAGGAAACAGAAUUUACCUUAUCAGAAAUCUAAAAAGAAAGAGAAAAUAUCAACAAAGUAUCAAUAUUAUAUGACAUUAUUUGAAUAUUUUUUGUAGAAAUUAUUUUUGUUUGGAGUUACAAUAAAUUAUAACAAAUUACAUUUACAA
This is a messenger RNA of Gadus macrocephalus (Pacific cod), 2612 nucleotides long. It is a transcript of the gene ntng2b, whose product is annotated as netrin g2b. Lineage: Eukaryota; Metazoa; Chordata; Actinopteri; Gadiformes; Gadidae. The record is from RefSeq and is a predicted model, not a curated record. The transcript has 7 exons. Bases 1 to 1413 code for a protein of 470 amino acids.